AUGUCAGCCUCCGCCCAAGCUGCCCUUCGCCUGCGGCGGCUGCUUGCGAAGCAGACGCAGGAUGUCAAGGAAAUGGAGGUGGAGUUGCAGGAGCGCGAGACUGAGCGCGAACACCUGCUGCAGCUCUUGAGAUACAAGGAACAAAUUCUGCAGCAAGAGUCUUUUGCUGCAGAACGCCUGAGAGCAGCGCUUUGCUCUGCGAAGGGGUGCAAGCAGUACUACAUCUUGCUCUGUGUGCUCCGCUCUUGGCGAGAUGCUGCUCUGCGGAGCAGCAGUCGCCGGGGUUUGACACAAGCCAAGGAGCAAAGCAUCGAGGUGGUCCUGCGCCACGCGUGUGGUGCCUUGGCCAUGGGCCUGAGGCAGGUGACAAACCGACGAAUGGCGAACGCCAUGUACGAGCUCUGGUUGCAUGCUGAAGGUCAGCGGCUGGCAGUGGCUGCUGAGGAGGCAGACGCACGUCUUCCCCCGACCUGGGAGCCAGACAUCGCCAACUUGAAUGCAGACGAGGUAUCUGCUUCUCGCGAGGGAGAGGCCGAAGAGCUCUCCGAGCUGGGCGAG
Molecule: messenger RNA, 558 nt
Organism: Symbiodinium natans
Lineage: Eukaryota; Dinophyceae; Suessiales; Symbiodiniaceae
Source: the annotation of a GenBank genome assembly